Nilaparvata lugens (brown planthopper) is the source of this 4473-nucleotide messenger RNA. It is a transcript of the gene Rap1, whose product is annotated as ras-related protein Rap1. Gene Ontology annotation, molecular function: GTPase activity; GTP binding; GDP binding. The transcript is spliced from 5 exons. Gene Ontology annotation, cellular component: plasma membrane. The record is from RefSeq and is a predicted model, not a curated record. Gene Ontology annotation, biological process: cellular response to cAMP; Rap protein signal transduction; negative regulation of synaptic vesicle exocytosis. Bases 378 to 932 code for a protein of 184 amino acids. Lineage: Eukaryota; Metazoa; Arthropoda; Insecta; Hemiptera; Delphacidae.
GCUGUGGCAUUAUUAGAAUGAGAUAGAGAACCGGAAAAAGUUAAUUGUCUCUAGAUCUUGAUGCGCAUGCGUCGAGCGUUGACCGACGGAAGUGAGUGAAGCCAUCGCCCAAGAUAACGGUAGUGUGAACAAUUACUGUAGAUAAAUUUAUAACUUUCUGUUUACUAUUAUAGGAAAACACAAAAUCUUUGAGGUGUGUUUUUGAAAUCAUUCGGUUAAACAUAGGUCAGCUUCAAGAAAUACAAUCGACCUCCACUGAAGAAUAUUUUAACUAUGGCGGAAUAAGGCCUGCUUGUGCAUUUAGCCCACUUGUAUUAGUAAGGGGCUUAUUUCCAGAACGUAGGAAUUGUUUAUCAGUCAUUUGUAUUGAGUGAAAAAUGCGUGAAUACAAGAUCGUUGUGUUGGGAAGUGGUGGUGUAGGUAAAUCUGCCCUGACAGUGCAGUUUGUUCAGGGAAUAUUCGUCGAGAAGUACGAUCCGACAAUAGAGGACAGUUACAGGAAACAGGUCGAAGUCGACGGCCAGCAAUGCAUGCUGGAAAUAUUGGAUACAGCUGGCACAGAACAAUUCACAGCAAUGAGAGAUUUAUAUAUGAAAAAUGGCCAAGGAUUCGUCUUAGUGUAUUCAAUAACAGCCCAAUCCACCUUCAACGACCUUCAAGAUUUACGUGAACAAAUCCUGAGAGUAAAGGAUACGGAUGAUGUACCUAUGGUUCUUGUUGGAAACAAAUGUGACUUGGAAGAUGAACGAGUGGUAGGCAAGGAACAAGGAAUCAAUCUUUCCCGUCAGUUCAACUGUGCUUUCAUGGAAACGUCUGCCAAAGCCAAAAUUAAUGUUAAUGAUAUCUUCUACGAUCUAGUUCGACAAAUCAAUAAGAAGUCUCCGGAAAAGAAACAAAAGCAAAAAAAGAAAUCUCCAUGUGUACUUGUAUAAGGGACACCUGUAAGGGAGGGGAUAUAUGUGUAUAUAAUAUAUAUAUAUAUAUAAAUAUAUAUAUAAUUAAUAUAUCAAUACAAUACAGUUAUUGAUUUGAAACCAUGCAUUCACUUGUCACCGUUUACUGUAAUAUUUAUAAAAUACAACUAAGUGUGGUCUACCCUUAACAAACAAUGACCUUCAGUAACAUUUUGAAUGGCUCGGAUUAUUAUGUGAUGCACAAAUUCAUUAAUUUACGAUUCCCAGUGAGUUGAUUGAGAGAUGAGAAUUGUUUGCAUAUACUUAUAUGUUAUUUACAUGUAUAUGUGUACGUGUAAAAACUCAACUGGUUUUUAAUGUAUGCUUGUAUGUUCACAUACUAAAUUUUCUCGAUUCGACCUCUCUUCUGAAUCUCAUCUGAAAUCGAUUAUAAAUGUGUGAAUGACACUGGGAUUGGAAAAUUCUACACUGCCAUUUACGUUCUAAAACAAACCUUGGAAAUCGUACUUUUUGUCUCGACCUCAGUUCUUAGCUACCAGUUAAUAUGAUUAAUCGUAGUGAGUGAAUGCAAUUAACGAUAUUUUGUGGCGUAACUGUUUUCCCCUAAAUUUUAAUCAUUGAUUGAUUCGAUUCAGGAACCAUCAUUGAUAAUAAAUUCUGAAAAUGCAAUAUUUAUUGCUGCACUUUGAUAUUAUUGAAACUGCAGAUGAUUGUUUAAAAAGCAAAGCAAAGUCUGAAUCAUUAGUUUUAUGUGAUUGUCUUGAAAUUAUUAUUGAAGAGCAACUUGCCUUGGUUGUCUUCCUACGACUAAUAUAUAAAUUAUCCUAUAUUUGUAAUUAGCUAUUAUUCCUCAAAUGAUCAAGCCCAGUGUUUGCUUACUUUCAUCCAUCACAAUGUCGACGAUAUUAUGUACAAGUAUAAUUUUUUAAAACAAUUUCACAUUCUAUUUAAUUUAUUACUUAUAGAAUAAAUUUUAGGUAUUUUACAAUUUAUUAUAUUCAAUUUUAAGCCUGGUUGUCAUGGGAAGUGAUUGAGAAUAGGAAAUGAAAUGUUAAAAGUCAACCGAACUGUUGAUGGCUUGAGAUUAUAGAAGUGUGCAAUCAUGAUUGUCAAUAUUGAGAUUAAAUUCUAGCUUUAAAUAUUUGAUAGCUAUCUCGACUAUUGAAACCUCUAAAUUAUUCCAAUUGACAAAAGUUCAGUUUUUCAGGUUUCAACUAGGCUACUACAAGCAUUAAUUAUCUUGGAAAGUCAAAGCACCCUCUUAAAUUUCAAAGUGGAGUCAUUAAUUGUAAUGAUUUCUCUGACAAAUUGUAUGUAUAUUAUAUUUUUUUACAUUUCUAAAUCAAUCUAAACUUGUCCUAAUAUAUACCAUGAUAGUAACAAAUUAAAUUUUAAUUUUAUCAUCGAUAAUACUCAAUAUAAACGUAUGGUUCAUGAUAUUUAUAUAGAAAUUUAUUACCUUCAAAAUACAAAUCCAGUGUAAAAUUUUGUUACAAUUAGUAAUGUUUUAUAUAAUAUUUUUAAUUGAAUUAUAUAUAUUUGUUAUAAUUAUUCUGUGAUGAAAGUCGUCAUAUUUUGAUAGCAUCAUAGAAAAACGUUGCAAUUGAUUAAUCAAUUGGACAAUUUUUCGUUGUGAACUCUUUUCCUAGAACAUAUUAUGAGUCUUCUAUUUAAACUUGAGGCAAGAGAGAGUGAGAGUGCGUGUGUAUGUGUGCGUCCAACAGUAGAACAGAACGCGAACACAUGAGAGCAUUUUGCAUAUGUCAAAAAACAUGUGCAAUAUGCAUAGUUGAAUUUAUCCAAUCACUACAGUUGAUAUUAAUUAAUUACAUCCAUAAAAUAAUAUAUAUGUGUGUAUAAAAUUAUACUGUACAUAGAUAUAUAUUUAUAAUUUGAGCAUCAACUGCUACCGAUACAUCUUUUAGGAAUGAAUGAUUAGUGAUUAGGACUGUAUAAUACCAACUGUUGUUAUGUUAAGAUUUGCGGUUAAUAAAUAACUAUUGUAUCAAAAUUCACGUAUAUAAAUCAAUACACUCCUAAUGUUUUAUUUUCAUUUCCAGUAGUAAUAAUAUAUUGUAUCAAGUUGACAAAUUUUAUCACUGAACGUCGGUCGAUUUGUGAACCUAAAUUAUGGAAGUAUUAAGUUAUGUAUUUUGAAAUGGUAAAAUAGAUGUGGUUGAUUCUGUAGUUGUUAGAACUUAACAGGAUCGUGCUUCAAGAAAGUUUAUUGCUGUUCCAACAAAUUGCGAUUGAUGUAUCAUAUAAUCGGUUAAUGAGUUUAUGUUUUAUUUGGUAGGGGUUGCAUUAAUCAAGAACAAACUAGUGAAACAUGGAUUCAUUUAUAAAUAUUUGUUAAUCUUUAGGACUAUCUCUUUUGUCGUUAUUGACAUUUUUACUAGGGAAGGUUAUAAUAAUGUACCGCUGAAAAAUUCUUCAAUUUCUCUCUUCCAUUUUCAUCUCCUAGUAUAAUAUUGGAUAGUUGUUGAAAGUUUAAUGAGAUGAUUCUUUAGAAUCUUUGAGAUUCCAAAAGCUUUCUUAUUCGUUUUUCAUUUAUUUUCAACAUUAAUUUUCCGUCGAUGAAAUGUGUUUACUUUUUUAUAUUUGAGUGGUGAAAAUUUAUUGUUUUUCAGAAACGUAUAGAUUUUUAUUGAUUUUCAAAGUAAUAUUUUCUCUCCUUUCAAGGAUAAUAAUUCCUUUCAAGGAUCAUUUUAAAAUUACAUUGAAUAUGAUUAUGGUCUGUUUCAUUGUUAAUAAUUAAUUUUGGAAUAUCAUACAAAUAGAAAUGUUGGAUGUGAAUUAUAUUAUACAUUACAUAAAUCGAACAUUUAAAAAUAUUUUUUCAGGCUGCUGAAAAAGUUAUAGAAAUUUGUUUGAACUCAUGACUUUCAUUCCACGUUUUCAAGUAAUAAGGAAAUUCAUAUAAUUAUCUCCUCAUAUACCGAAUAAUCUGAUAACUUAUUGUUAGUGCAAAUGUAUAGCUUCACUGAACUAUGUAGAUAAGAUUUAUAUUUUUUCUAUCUUCUCAUAGCAUCGACCUCUGUCAAGUUUUAUAGAUCAAAGUGUAUUAUAUCAGAAAUUUAUCCUAUAAAUCUAUAAUUGUUUUAUCAAAUUUUUUAUUCAACAAUUCUGCACAUUUACGUUUUUAUUUAGCUUUUUAUGACUAAUUGAAAAAUGUAUUGGGUACUCUUGUCAUGAUAAGCUUGCAUUUAAAAAUGUAAUGUAUUUCUUCUACCCAAAUUUAGAGAUACCUUAUCUGUUUUAAAUUUAUUUAUCAGUGAUGUGAUAUUUCUAUUUAUCUUUUAUUCCACGCUAUUAAAUUAUUUUUCCAAGUAAGACUCAUUUUUUCAGAGUUACUCACCAUAACCUGCAAGGUUUUUCGUUCAUUCAAUUGCCUAAUAUUUAUUUCGAUUUUUUAAAUCAGAAAAAUGUCAAGUUGUGUAUUUGUUAUCGCAUAUUUUAUCAUUAAUUACUCUAACACAAGUUCAACCUGUGCUCAAACUGUGAUACAAUGGAAUACUCGAUUGAUAUAACUAGAGAUAAAUGCUGUGUGUGAAUCCUA